Molecule: messenger RNA, 633 nt
Organism: Sphenostylis stenocarpa
Lineage: Eukaryota; Viridiplantae; Streptophyta; Magnoliopsida; Fabales; Fabaceae
Source: the annotation of a GenBank genome assembly
AUGACUUGUUUGGCUUAUUUGUGUAGGUGGAAGAGGGUGGCUAGAGCAAGAACAGCUUCUGAAGGGUCUGAUUCUCCACCUGUCGUAGCUGCAAAUGCUUACACAGCCGCAAUAGCGACUGUGCUUCGAGCUCCACCUAAGGAUUUUAGACUUGUCAAGCAAGAAUGGGGCGAAGAGAGAGUUGGUAUGAAUAGUUGUGUGGAUAUGAUUGUAGGCAAGAAGGGCUUCGAGGGCAUUGAAGGAAGUGGUGAGGUUUCAAAUCUCUUGUGCGGGGGGAGACAGGUGAGGAAACAAGCUGCAUUGACAUUGAGGUGCAUGCAGGCCUUAAACAUGCUUAAUGAAAGGCGAAGUAAGCUUGAACUUUUGAAGCAAGCCGAGGAAGGAUGCAAAGCUGCAUUGAAGAAAGAAACUUAUUAUUGCGAGGAUCCCCUUGGUGAAAAUCCUGGAAACUUUGGGCAACAAAAUAGUCAUGGAUCUCAUAUCAAAUACUCGUUACGUUUUGGUUUCUUCAUUGAAGGUUCAGCAGAAGAUGUAGCAGCUUCUGUUUUGCACUCAAGAACACUUUCAAAUUCUGACUUGCAUUCCAGAGAUGUUUCCCGCUGUGAUAACAUUGAGGAUGACUGUUCAAAAUAA